AGAAAGAAUAGCCUGCCCCCAACCUGAACUGCUUGCCCUUUGAAAAGCUUACUAAAUAAGGAUAUUAUGUUUGGAUUGGCUAUACCCUGUUUCCUUGUUCUUUGCCUUUGAUUUUUCCAGCCUAGAAUGUAAGCCCGCCUCCCAGCUAAUGGGAUAAGAUUUUUCCGACCCUUUUUGUCCUUGGUGCUGGGGAGAAGUUUCCCCGCUUAGACUGUGAGCUCCAAAGCCCAGCCAAUGGGAAGAAGAGCCAGUGGGUGGGCAGGGGGAUUGCGUUAGGAUCUGAACACAUUCCUGCUGUCUUCAGUGGGCGCCAUCUUUUGGGUGCUCUGAGAGAGCCGUUUCUCGAGAAAGCCAGCAAACGAACUAUUCUUUUUGCUAAUAUCUCUGAGUCUCCAAUUUAUUGGUAAGGGUCUUCGUAGCCCACACAGGCUUGUCAACCAUUUGGUUUGCUCCAAAGAAACAAACAAUCAGUUUCCCCCUUAACCGAAGGUUUGAUCUAAUAACAAACAGAAUGGGGUUCACCUUUCCAAAGGUUUGACGAGGAACAAACAAUCAGGCCGUACAUGUGCUAUAAUGUGUUUAUUUAUUCUCAUUAAGCCAAAGAAUGAUGCGUGCAUGGGAGUCAGAAAAUAAUUCUGAACUCAGAAUAAACAAGCUGGAGGAGACCCUUUAUACAUUUAGAGCAAUCUCAACUCAGGAUGCUUGUGUCAACCAAAAUUAUAGUCUCCAUUUAUGGGUUAACCAUAACAUGAGAAAGGAAUUUCUUAAUAGGAUAGAUUGUAUAUACAGUAAGAUAAAAGAAGUAUGAAAGUGUCAAUCAAAAUUGUAGAUCCAGGAUGUCUGUGUUACUUUUCUCAUUAACAUGACUAAAUAUGUGUGUGUGUGUACAUAUAUAUCAUAACAUAGCAUGACAUGUGUCCAUAAAAUAGCAAGAUAAAAUAAGUCCCAAUAUUCAAGAUAGUGUUCAGUUCAAGGUGCCUAGUCCUUGGUAGUCAUAAACCGCAGAAUGUUCUUGGUCAGCUUCAUCUGGCCUUGUAGCUGCUGACACAGGAAGGGGCAUUUUGAGUUCACUCAGAGAGCAAAGCAAAGCAUGUCUGUUACACCAGAGCAUAAAAGGCAGUAUGAUAGGUUAAGCUUAGAGCGGGCCAAAAAAUGUCUUUCUCCUGACUGGCCAAUCCAGGUUUUAGGCCUUUCUUAGGUGAUGGGGGUGGGGGGGGCUCAAAAAUGGUUCGCAGAGUACAGCCAGUCAAAAGGCAUGGAGUGAAAAACCAAACUUCCUGCCCCAAAGGAGCUUAUGUUCUAUUGAGGGCCAACAACAUUGAAGUAGAACAGAAUACAAAGUAAACUCAAGGUAAUUUAGGGGGAGAUCUAGAAGGUCCUUAUGUAGGAGAUAGCUCUUGAAACGAAGCUUGGAGGGAGGCAGAGGGAGGUAUGGCCCAGGAUUAGGGAGAGCCUGGGCAAAGAUAUAAAAACAGAAAGCACUGUGAGUACAUUUUGGCUGGAAGGUACAGUGUGUGAAGGGGAAUAAUAUGUAAUAAGUCUGGAAUGGUAGAGUAGAGCCAAAUUGUGAAAGCUUGAAGUGCAGUUUCAAUCCAUUGCCUAAUAAGGAAAGUUCACAGAAUCUCAGGAGUUAGAAAAGAUCCCAUGAUGAACAGAAAUCCUCUGGAGCAGUGGAACUCCAGCCCCGGCUUGAAGAGCUCUGGUGUGGGAGAGCUCCCUGCUUUAUGAGGAGUACAAGUACAUUUGGAGUAUCUUGAAGAACAGGCCUUAUGAAGUACAAAGUACAAAGUACCUUUUCCUUUGAAUUCUCUGCCUUCCCAGCCUACCUACACAUCCGGGUCCGCCCCGUACACACCCUACAAGUUAGAAGAAGAGCUCACCAAUUAGUGGUCUGAUUAUUCAGAGUACCAGGGACUGAACAGAAAGUUCUGCUGACUAGUUUCAACACCUCCAGAGUAAACUAAGAUCUGAGAUCUGAAAAGAUCCUAGAAAAGUGAAAGACUUUCAGAGGAGAACUCGAAAGCAUGAGAUGCCUGAAGUUUCUGCUUUUCCUGAUAAACUGGAGAGUCGCAGGGGCUGUUCCAGGUCAAUUCUGGCACAUCUCAGACCUGCACCUCGACCCAGAGUAUAACGCCUCUGGUGAUCCACUACAGGUGUGUCCAUCAGCAGGUUCCCAGCCCGUGUCCAGUGCAGGUGUGUGGGGGGAUUAUCUUUGUGAUGCACCCUGGAUCCUCAUCAACUCUUCCAUUUAUGCCAUGAAGGCACUCUUGCCCAGCCCGGACUUCAUUCUCUGGACUGGCGAUGACACGCCUCACGUCCCUAACGAGAAACUGGGAGAAGAAGCUGUGUUGAAAAUAGUGAAACAUUUGACGGAGCUCAUUCGAUUAGUAUUCCCAGAAACGAAAGUCUACGCUGCUUUGGGAAAUCAUGAUUUCCAUCCCAAAAACCAGUUUCCAGCUGGAAGGAACAAUAUAUACAACCAAGUGGCAGAUUUGUGGAGGCCCUGGCUUAAUAAUGAAUCGAUCUCUCAGUUCAAAGAAGGGGCCUUCUAUACGGAGAGGCUGCCUGGUCCAAACCAGACUGGACGCAUCGUGGUCCUCAACACCAAUCUGUAUUAUACCAGCAAUGAGCAGACGGCUGGCCUCGAUGACCCGGCAAGCCAGCUUCGGUGGCUGGACGAUGUGCUGAACAAUGCCUCCAGAGAGGGAGAGAAGGUGUAUGUCACUGGCCACCUGCCCCCUGGCUUCUUUGAGAAGACCCGAAACAAAGCCUGGUUCCGGCCCAGCUUCAAUCAACGCUACGUGGAAAUCAUCAGGAAGUAUCAUCACGUGAUUGCCGGGCAGUUUUUUGGUCACCACCACACUGACAGCUUCCGGAUGUUUUAUGACGACACAGGUGACCCCAUCAGCGUCAUGUUUCUAGUUCCGGGGGUGAGUCCCUGGAAGACAACGCUUCCUGGGGUGAACAACGGAGCCAAUAAUCCUGGGAUCCGAGUCUGGUACUAUGAUCGAGAUACCCUACAACUUCAGGACAUGGUCACAUAUUAUUUAAACCUCACCCACGCCAACCUGCAUGCCCCAAGGUGGGAGAAGGAGUAUCAACUGACCGAAGCCUUCCAGGCCCAGGAUGGCUCAGCAGCCUCCAUGCAGCAGGUGCUGGACCAGAUUACGCAGGAUAACCGUGCCCUGCAGAGAUACUACCAGUACAACUCCGUCAGUUAUGACUUGGACCCUUGUGACCAGGGCUGCCGGCUAGAGCACCUGUGUGCGGUGAGGGAGGUGGACUUUGCAAACUAUGAAAGGUGUAUUGAGUCGGCCAGCUCCCCUUGUGGGCUGUCGGGGUCCCUGCUCCUCCUCUGCCUGAUGAUGGGGCUUCACUUGAUCGGAGCCCUGACACCCCAGCAGGAGAGAAGCAUUGUGGGGAGAGAGGGCCCAGAACAGGCACAGAGAUUCUGAAGCCCAAACCUUCUGGGCUGCCGUGGAGUCAAACGGAUACAUGUGGAAAGAGCAGUGGACUGAGAAAGCCCUUCACAGCUGGCCCCUCCCACCUUCCCAAUCUUCCCGCUCUAAGUAAUCUGCCUUUCAGGGAGAGUGCCAGAAGGAAACUAGAAUUUAUUAAGCUCCUAUCCCUACCGUGUAAGCUUCUACUGUGCUAGCACUUUACAAAUGUUAUUUCAUUUGCUCCUCACAAGCACCCUGGGCGGUAGGUGCUAUCAUUAUCCCCAUUUG
Phascolarctos cinereus (koala) is the source of this 3728-nucleotide messenger RNA. RefSeq names its product sphingomyelin phosphodiesterase acid like 3B (gene SMPDL3B). NCBI's taxonomy places the organism in Eukaryota, Metazoa, Chordata, Mammalia, Diprotodontia, Phascolarctidae. Gene Ontology annotation, biological process: sphingomyelin catabolic process. Gene Ontology annotation, molecular function: sphingomyelin phosphodiesterase activity. The record is from RefSeq and is a predicted model, not a curated record.